GGCGAUAACUGUGUUCAGACUGUUUGACUAACGCCGUUUUGUUGUUUGUGUCUUGGAAGUCAUUGAUUGAAUGAAAUGUGACAAUAACAACAAUAACAACAACAACGACGACGACGACGAGAGACUGCGGUGGAAGAAAAAAAUAAAGGAAUAAUAACAACAACACCAGAUCCCCCAAGGAAAUAUUUAAAAACAUUUAUUAAAUGAAGAGAAAACGGCAAAACCGCAGCCCAUAAAAACAACGUCCGUCUGUCUGGUCUCUCUCUGUCUUUGUUAUUUUAGUUGAAAGUUGGCGAUAAAUUAUUCCUCGUCGGAGACAGAAAUCAAACAUUUUGAAAUUAUUUAUUUUUCUCGGAUACUCCAACUACCUUUCAACAAUAACCAUUCCAGCUUUCAGGUUCAGUAAAAAGUGAUGUCCAACAACAUCAGUGUCAGUGGUCACAUGAUUAACAACAAUGAUGAUGACGAUGAUGAUGACCCUCUGCUUGAUGCCGAGAUGUAUGGAGAUUGGUCCUCACAGCAAACUACCUGCAAAAGCUUCUACACUCUCCCCAGGUUUCGCUAUGUCAAUGUUAUUAAAGGUCUCCUCUUUAUUGAUGGUUUUCUUACUGCUAUUCUUUGGCUCACAGGUGGAGACUCUCAAUACUUUGUUGACAACAUCCUGCAGUUUCACAUGCGUCAAUCAGUGUUUGAUCUCGUCUUGAUAAACGAAGUGAAAAUGGUCCUUCUCAGCAUUGUUUACUAUUUCAUGGAAUUGAUGUCCUUCCGACAGAUUGACCAACCUUUUGAUGUCCAAGUUACUAAGAAAAAAUGCUUGUGUCAUGUCACAGCUAUUAGCAUAAAUCUAAUCUGCUUUGCUUACUCAGUGACUAAAGGUGGCAACAUCCUCUAUGCAAUUCUCAAUGAAACCAACACCUACACACCUAUGCACAUUGAGUACAACGUGUUAGUAAUAACUUCCAUAGCAUUUGGUCUUCUGCAGUUCCUGCUUUCGUUCUAUAGUUUCAGAGCAAUGCGAAAGUUGCGAGCCAUGCGCAUUUUGCACCGAUUCAAUGAUUAUGGUCAAGAAAUCGACAGUGAAGGUCAUCCAGUGAAAAAAAAGGCAAACUUGAAACGUGUUCUAUUGCUUGCCUCUCCAGAAGCUGGUAUGCUUAUGAUUGGUUUUGUUGCUCUUAUUAUCUCAAGCAUCGCCCAGAUGUUGGCACCAUUGUUCUUUGGAAAAGUUGUUGAUGCUGCACUCAAGUCAAUGGAUGCAUUAAACAAGACUGUACUCACAUUGCUAGGAAUAUAUUUCGGUGGUUCCAUAGCAUCUAUGGUCCGCUGCUGGAUCUUCAACUUAGCUGGUCAAAGACUUGUAGCAAGAUUGCGUACAGAUAUUUUUAAUAAUCUCAUAUGUCAGGAAGUUGCUUUUUAUGAUAAAACAAGGACUGGUGAGUUAACGAACCGGUUGUCAUCGGACACACAAGUUCUUCAAAAUGCUGUCACUGUCAAUGUUUCAAUGUUGCUGCGUUACCUGCUUCAAAUCAUUGGUUCCUUAGCUGUGAUGUUUGUCUUGAACCCUGCAUUAACUGGUGUUUUACUCGGAGUAGUACCACUGGUAUCAUUUGGAGCCGUCCAGUAUGGUCAUUACCUGAAAAAAUUACGAAAGGCAUUUCAGGACAACUUAGCAGAAGCAGGGACCGCAGCCGAAGAAUCAAUUUCAAGCUUACGGACAGUGCGGUCAUUUGCUUGUGAAAACAAAGUCCAGCAGGACUAUUCUGAACACAUCCAGAAGAGCUACAACAUUGGGAAGAAAUUAUCUGCUGUCCAAGGAACACUCGAUGGCUCUGUAGGGUUUAUAUCUUAUGCCGCCAUUUGCCUUGUACUAUGGUAUGGAGGAAAAUUAGUCAACGAGAAAACUGUCUCACCUGGACUAUUGACAUCAUUUCUGUUGUACACCUUACAAGUGGCAAUGGCUUUUGCAUUUUUGUCAUCAAUCUAUGGAGAUUUCAUGCAAGCUGUUGGAGCAUCUUCAAGAGUUUUUGAAUUGCUUGAUAGGGAGCCCUUAAUUUCCAUGGAGACAGGCGUUUGCCCAGAUAAAAUUGAUGGAGCCGUGGAGUUCUGUGAUGUAAAGUUUUGUUAUCCGUCACGUCCUGAAAAUGAAGUCUUAAAGGGAGUAUCUUUCAAGGUUGAAUCUGGCAAUGUGAUAGCAUUAGUAGGGCCAUCUGGUGGUGGGAAAUCUACAAUUGUGAAUCUUAUUGAGCGAUUUUAUGAUCCAGAUAGUGGCAAGAUAUUUCUUGGUGGCUUUCACAUUAAAACCUUAAAUCCGUCUUGGUUUCGUAAGCAGAUUGCAAUGGUUGGCCAAGAACCAACCCUGUUUGCUUGCUCCAUCAGAGACAAUAUAGCUUUUGGACGAGACUCAACUCCAGAAGAGAUUGUCGAUGCUGCCAAAAAGGCCAAUGCCCACAACUUCAUCAUGUCUUUUGAGGAAGGCUAUGAUACUCUUGUCGGGGAACGAGGAAUCCGUCUUUCUGGUGGUCAGAAACAGAGAGUAGCCAUUGCCCGGGCUUUGAUUAUGAAUCCUUCUUUGUUAUUACUUGACGAGGCUACGAGUGCUCUGGAUGCGGAGAGCGAACAUUUGGUACAGCAAGCCAUCGACAGAGCAUUGGUUGGUCGAACAGUGAUUGUCAUUGCACAUCGGUUGUCAACUGUAAGAAACGCAGCACAGGUCCUUGUCAUUGACAAAGGUUGCAUAGUUGAACAAGGAACCCACGACGAGCUGCUGGCGUUGAAUGGAGUUUACAAAAGGCUCGUCGUUCGUCAGCUGGCUGUCCCCGGUAACAUCGAUGCCCCUAAGCAUCCCGCAACUGCCGAAAACCAGAACCUCUUCCAGCCAUCUGAAGUUUACCCAGAGAACAUGCUGUCGGCGGCACCGCUUAGCCGCAGUCUUCCAGCCACGGCAUCAGUCCCCAUUCACUCUCGAAGUCAUCAGCCAAUCGCAGAAGAAUGUCUGGCAGGGAGUCCAGCGAUACACUGAUUCCUCCGUCUCCUCUGACCUCACCUCCUCACAUUAUGGUUUUUUUUUUCCUUCUUAUUUUUUUCAAGGGAAGUGGAGAAGGGGGGAGGGUGUUGAAAUGGCAGUGGUCUGUCAUGUUUUUUUUUUGUUUGUUUGUAAAUUUGAAGCUGCAGCUCAGAAUAUUCUUGAAGUAUAAAAACAAAAAGCAAACAAUAUAAAAAAAAAAUAAAAGAAAAGCAAUAAAAAAAAAGCAGAAAGAAUUAUGAGAAAAAUGGAAUUCAUUUCCAUUCAAGAAGCAGAAAUUUUAACAAUAAUGUGUGUGAAUGAGUCAGAUUGUGAGUGUGUGUAUGUGUGUGUGUGAGAGAGAGAGAGAGAGAGAGAGAGAAUGUGUGGUUGAUAAUUUGCCUAGAACUCUUUUAACCUUUUCGUUACCAUAUUCCUGUUGAGAUGCUCUGUGUUUCUUUCAGUUAAUUUUAAAUAUAACAAAAGAAUUUAGUAAAAUUAUUUAGUAAUUAUUAAGCUAGUGUUAAGAACAUAAAUUGGGACUAAGGUUUGGUGGAAGAUUUUAAUUCAGAACUUUUGAAAACAAGACAUUUGUACUACAGAGCCCAGAGGUGGUUUCAGGUGGGUUCGUAUCAAAAAGGCUAAACAGGAUGUGCCUGUAAAUUUUUUUGUGCAUUUUUAAAGAAGACAAUAUCCUAAUGUGUUUGCUUUAUAUUAAGGGCUAGGAUCUGGAAGUGUAUAGAAUACCUUCCCUGUUUUGUUUUUUAAGAUAUUUCCACAGCAAAGAAAAUAUUUAGUAUGUUUCUUUUUUUUUUUUUUUGCUUCUUUCUGUAAGACCUUAGUGUUGUCUUUCAAUUCGUUGGACAUAAUGUCAUCUUGCUAUCUGCUUUAUUUUAUUUCUGCAAAGGGACUGUUGGGACGGAUUGCGACAACAAAUUACAACAUGGUUUGGAUUUUCAUCAAAUAUAUCAUUAAAUAAUAUAUCAAAUAUGUUAACCCUUAAACAACAGACAUCUUCAAUUUAGGUUUAAAAAAUGUGACAUGGCGAGAGCCAUCAUCAGAAAAAAGUGAAUAUUUUAUGGCACAUUUUCAAUGAGAUUGUAAAUUUUAUUGAGUGAGAGGCUAACUAUCAUUAUAGUUUUUGUGAGCGGCUAUGUAUUAUAAUAAAUUUUCAAAGUGAAAAUAAGUAUAAAAAGGGAUAUUUUUUUUGGUUUUUGCCCAUUUCGCACAUACAUUUAUGCAACCAUUUUCUGCCAUUUAAGGAUUUAAUGAUAUGUUAAAUUAUUCCACAUUAAGAUGUGCAGAAUGAUAUAUGCAACUAUAUAUUAUAUUAAAUAAUUUAUUAAAUUAUAUAUUAUAAAUUAUUAAAUUAUAAGUUACAGUAAAUAUUGUAUUUUAACGUGGAUAAGGAACCCCUUAAUUUUUAGGGCUUGAAAUUUUGAAAAAAAGUUUUGUAAGGGAUUAGGUAAAUUUUGGUAAGUGCACCUGCAUUUAUCAGGUAAUGUGUUUCAUUUUUGUGUGGGGAGAGAAAGAGAGACUGAGAAAGAUAGAUGAGAGACUGUGGAUGUAAUAAGAAAGAAAGGGCCUUCUAUGGAAU
Molecule: messenger RNA, 4595 nt
Organism: Octopus sinensis (East Asian common octopus)
Lineage: Eukaryota; Metazoa; Mollusca; Cephalopoda; Octopoda; Octopodidae
Product: ABC transporter B family member 27
Exons: 17
Coding region: 413-3016 (867 amino acids)
Biological process (GO): transmembrane transport
Cellular component (GO): membrane
Molecular function (GO): ATP hydrolysis activity; ATP binding; ABC-type oligopeptide transporter activity
Source: RefSeq, a predicted model, not a curated record